Messenger RNA from Tetranychus urticae (two-spotted spider mite), 1450 nucleotides. Lineage: Eukaryota; Metazoa; Arthropoda; Arachnida; Trombidiformes; Tetranychidae. The record is from RefSeq and is a predicted model, not a curated record.
UUAGAGUUCGGACAAAUGGUACAUGUGCCUGCUCGACCGAGCAAUGGCACGACGCUAUCGUCCGAGGGAUUAUGGCUAGGCGCCUCUAAGUCAGGGUCUGUCAUUAUACGGUAACGAUACCGUUAAGUACUCACAAGUACUUGUCAGUGUGCCAUAGGUAAAACUAUGUUGGGGUAACCAAUUUUCACCUUUAAUGGAGAGAAAGCAUUGAGGUCUGGAUUGAUAAUAACAUCCAACCGGCUGUUCUGACCCUAAAUUUAAAACAAAUUUACGUUGGUCUGCCUGAAUACCAAAUGAUCCAAAGACGAGCCAACAAAUCAGUUUUUGUCACAAUAAAUCGCAUCAAUCAACCUUUUUGGAUCAAAUCUCAGUGGAACAAUAGGUAAGUAUCUUCCUCGUUGACAUCAUGACUUACAUUUUUUCAAAGUCGAGUUGCACUCAGACAAUGCGAAGAGUUGGAGAAGAGACAAACCUGAUUGAUAUCAUGAAAAGGCAAACCAUACAUUCUAGAAUCUGCGGUUGAACUUCUUACGAACCUUUCUUGCCUGCCACAAACAAACCUCAAGUUAAACUCUUUUGAUUUAACCCGUUUAUCGUCCAGAAACUUGGGUAUAAAAGUCAAUGUGAAAUUGGACAAAAGUAUCAUUCUUGCAACUUCAUUUGCUCUGAACACUUUCACCUUAAACAUCUUCUAGUUAUUACUCUAGUCUUUGUGAUACCUAAAACUACCUUAAAAGUACAAUAUGUAUAUCAAAUCUAUUCUCGUUCACAUCUUCUUCAUGGUUCAUUUUGCCAAUGCCAAUGUGCUUAAAGAUUGGUACAGUGGUUUGAAUAGCAAAUUAGAUGAUUUAAGUGAAAGUCUACACGAAAAGCCAACAGGUGAAUUGGUCGUUGGACUAGCUAAGCCUUCACCCAAGCCUUCACCUGAACCUGCCUACAAGCCUGCUGAACCAGUGGUUAAAAAGGAGGAAAAGAAACCAGAACUUAAAGAAAUUUGUACUUUAAGAUUAAGAGAUUCUGAUAUUGUGAUGCUCACAGUGGUUAAGAAAGCAACAAAGAAAGCCUUUGAACCAAUCUCAAUCGAUCCCCGUGCAUUGGAAUUGAAGUUCAUCGUUGAAAAAAGAAAAAAGAUUCAAUCUCUCAUUGGUGCUCUCAAGUCAAUUAAAUUAACGAAACAUUCCCAUGUAAACAAAAUUCCAAUCAACUUGCAAUUGGAUCCCAAAGCUUUAACUAAAUUACCAAAAUUAAGUGCUGAGGACUUAGUUAUCUUAACAAUCAUCAGACAACCCAAAGGAAAACCAGCAAAAGUUGUUUCCCAUUUUGUGGAUAAAAUAAGUGCUGCUCCAGUUUAUAAAGCUUAUUAAAUGAAGUAACUAUUGUAAAUUGUAAAUUUUGAAUAGACUGUCUAUUCAUUAUAAAUUGUGACUUAAAUCUAAUCAAUAAAUAAAUA